Molecule: messenger RNA, 1179 nt
Organism: Lodderomyces jiufengensis
Lineage: Eukaryota; Fungi; Ascomycota; Pichiomycetes; Serinales; Debaryomycetaceae
Exons: 1
Coding region: 1-1179 (392 amino acids)
Biological process (GO): carbohydrate metabolic process
Source: RefSeq, a predicted model, not a curated record
AUGUUUCUAAUUUCGUUACUCGUGUUUUUAAAUUUAAUAUUCGCUUCACCAAUAAACUUGAAUAAAAAUAACAUAAUUGCUAAAAGGGAUAUAUCAUGGGAUCCACAAUCUGCUUUUCAAACAACUAUAAAUACUACUUGGAAUUUAUUUUGGAAUACUCAAUACCAGGCUUUUAAUGCAUAUGAUCCACAAUGUCAAGGUGGGUUUAAUUAUGAUUCAUUAUGGAGUGUUGCUGUUGCCAGUAAAGCUGUUGUAAAUGGUGGUGACCCGCAAAAGAUUCAAUUAGUUAUGAAUGCAUUAUAUAAAUAUCAAAAUACUCAAACUGGUUGGUUUACAAGUACUCCAGGUGGUGGAGAAAUAUAUACUGAUGAUAAUGCACAAGUUGUUUGGGUAUUUUUAGAUGCUUAUAAGAUAACAUCAAAUCAACAAUAUUUAAACACUGCAAUAAAUUUAAUGCAUUUAAUUCAAACUCAAUGGUCCAAAAUUGGUGGUAUAUUAUGGCAAGUUGGUCAAACAUAUGUUGCUUCUAUCUCAACUACUGAGGCUGCUUUAAGUGCUGUUAGAGUUUAUGAAUAUAAUCAAGAUCAAACUCUUUUGACAUUUGCUAAUAGUUGUCUUGGUUGGUUGGAUACUCAUUUAACUGAUACCGAUGGGUUUUAUUUUGAUGGUUUGGAUAGUAAUACAUGGUCGAUUAAUCGAGGUAAAUUGACAUAUACUGUUGGUACUGCUAUUUCUGCCUAUACUUACUUAUCAAAAUUUACAAGUAAUUUACAAUAUUUGAAUAAAGCGGUGACCUUAGCUAAUUCGGUAUUUAAUUCAAGAGUAUUCUUAAGUGCUAAUGGAGCAUGGAAUAAUAAUUUGAGUUACUCCCAUUUAUUAUUUGUUGGAAUAGCAGACUUAAUAUCAAUUGGAGGAGCAACACAAUUUUCAUCGGGUUUAGAAACUCAAGCAAAUUUUGUUUGGUUAUUUGAUCAAUUAAGCCCAGGAAACUUUGGAGAUUAUCAGAAUAUAAAAUCAUUACAUGAUAAUUAUGUACAAGUAACUGGUGACAAUAGCAUAGGUUAUACUUUCGUUGCAGAUAACUAUUGUAAUGGAAAUGUUGCACAACCAAAAAGAACUUUAUUAAAUGAUGGUUCAGCUGCUCAAAUUUUUAAUUCGAUUGCUAGAAGUACUUCAUAG